Molecule: messenger RNA, 3282 nt
Organism: Amoebophrya sp. A120
Lineage: Eukaryota; Dinophyceae; Syndiniales; Amoebophryaceae
Source: the annotation of a GenBank genome assembly
AUGUCGAACUUUUCCAGCAGCAGUGGGGGCGGCUCCCGAGACCGGGUUCUGUACGAGUUGAAGAAUCAUCUGUCCCCAGACGAACUGCGCCUAGUUCAGCAUGACUCGCAACUCGCUGUCGAAACUAUCGUCGAGCGGCUUUCCGAAGUCACGAGGUGCAUCUUUUCGAGACUGCUUCUGCUGGCGGGUGGACAAGAAGUCGUCGACGUAAACCGACAAGAGGCAGCGCAAGAACACCAAAAAAACCAUCAACAUCGCCAUGAACGGCUCGAAAACAAAGCCGUCGUUUUUUCAGUGAAUGUCACUAUCCGCGCGUGGUUGAAGAAUCCAGACCACUGGCACAAGGUUUACCUGGAGCUGCUAGAUGCGGGGCUCAUUCAGCCCUGCGGGCAGAAGGUCUCCCUCCAGAGAAGUGCCGACCUUGCAGAAGCUCGCGUAGGUCUGGCGGUCGUGCGGAACGAUCAGGAUUGGGAGUUCGGCGACCUCGACGGACGGCGCGGUCUUCCUGGAAAAAUUGUGGCUAUCGACCCGCACACUGAAUGCGCGGCAGUGGUGUGGCAGGCCCAGGACCCGCGUUCCGAUUUGUUCUUGCCAAACAGCAUGUCGUCCUCUGAAGAAGGUAUGGAGCCAAGUACGAUGUCAGCCGGAAAGUCGCGCAGUGCUGCUAGUCUUGCGUCUGUAGGAGCUGGAGGAACGAGCAGAUUCGUGAAGCCCAUUUACCGCUUGGGCACACCACAAACGAUUGGCGGGACAUUCAAUGGGACGUCUUCCAGUAGCGGCAGCUAUCGAGCAAACAUGAGGAACGCUACGGCGUCGACGUCCAGGUGUUACGAUCUACGCGUGUUCGGGAAAUUUGAAGUACCCGCGCACGUGUCAAGAGCAAUGCUCGAAGUGACAAAGCGCAGUCUCGUGCCGCCAGAGAAGGACUGCUACUUCCAGCGCUCCGCUCUGCAGCGAAGAAACCACCGCGUACGACCCAGCGAUAGCGUUUUUGCGGCCGAGUUGCAUUCGCACGCUGCCACCGCCUACGAUUCGCUGCUUGAGUACCUGGCGCGAGGAGCCCCCUCGUCGCUCACAGCCGCCGGUGCGCGCGCGGACCGCGAGGGGCGCACGGCUCGUGUGCCUCCCUGGAUGCGAGAAUCGCUUCGCGCGCGGGACCAGCUUGGCCUUGUAAAUCGCGCUCGACCAACCGGUGCGAAGGGCUUCUUCAAUCUCACUUCGAAAGGCUUUGAGUUUGUCUUUUCCGCCCGACAUCGACAGCUGUGGACGCUAAUCCAUUCCAUCGUAGACGGCGUUUGCGAACUCUACGCUUCACGUAUGAUGGCAACAGGAGGGCAACAGGGGCACCACGGCGACCUAAUUGACAAUCCCGCAGGGGCUGAAGCCGACAUGAAGCGGAAAGCCAGUAUGUACUCCCUACUCCUGCAGCUCGCGCAAGCAUGCAUCGGCCAGCCAUUGUUGAUGAUCCCGGAGCGCAACAGGCAAAUUGUAGACCUGGACGGGCCCGUGCCGGACGAGGUGGUCGACAGCGCCGAAGUAAAAGGGUCCUGGAUGUUCCAGCCUCCGGCGGCUGCGGAAACGGAACAAAAAGCCACUGAAACCGCAAUACUUUGGACACACUCGGUCGAGCCGCGCGAGAAAGCCAUAUCCUCAACGGCAGGUGCACAUGGAGCGGCGCAGCCGCAGCCUCACAAGCGAGCGGCUGUGCUCGCGGGUUUAACAGGGGCACAGACCGAAUUUCUCUAUCGCCUCGAGGAAAUAGGAGUCCUGUUCGGAAAAGCCGUCUACGAUGUUUCCAAGUUUGCGGGGAGUGGCAGAGGGGGCACCGAGACAGACCGCUGUCCAGACGACACCUACUCGCUCGAAGAAGUUUGGCAAGCCACGGAGGCUAUGGCGCAGUCAGCACAUUCGAUGCACUCGCAGCUGUAUUCACGCAACGGCCUUCAGCAUCCGGGCGGGCCGCGGGGAUUUCUUCGGGGUCACCAGCUGCAACCCGAUCGGGUAGAUGAGGCUGGGAGCAGUAAUAUCAAGAAGAGACUGACCACGCAACAGCUGUGCACGACACCGUGGCGGUGCGUGUAUUUUUACCCCACCGCCUUUUGCGCUGCACUAUUCCACGAGGAUAUCGGGCUUUCGGUCACCCACGGCGAGUUCCACCAGGAACGAAUUAUUGCGCGCUCCUCAUCGCAGCUGAAGAUGAUAACCAGUACCAGCUUAUCCUGAGUAAAAACGUACCCACACCAGAGUCAGGAUGAGGAUUUUGCAACACAAACCUAGGAGUUUUGUGAGUCACGCAUGACAAGUUGCGCUAUGCAGUGUAGUGCAGGUUAGCAAGUGCAGCCGCAUCACAGAUUCAUCUGCUCAUCCUGUUCACAGCAUCACAAAUUCCAAAACACGAUUGGAAAUGGCUCUCAUGGGGAUGCGCAUUACAAGUCUUCCUGUCUUUGCAAAUCUGCAUUGCAACUCUGGUGUGGGUACGUUUUUACUCAGGAUACAGCUCCGAGAAGGAUCGCGCGCAGCACGACGCGGCGGUGGAGAGACUGUCCAUGGCCGUACACUUUCGGGGCAUUAUUGUUGAGUCCAACUUCAAAGUGCGCGCCUGCACCAACGACCAAACGCAGAUUGAGUUGUUGAAGACCUUUUGCCAGAUCCAGCGGCAGAGCGGGUUCUGGGUGACCGGGGAGCUGACACAAGAUAGUAUCUUGUCCGCCUUUGCGAACCAACAGCUGACCGCUCGGCAGAUCCUACAUUUUCUCACGUGUUCCGCUCACGAGUCGCGCAUUCAGAGGGUCGCAGCCUUCGCGAAUAGGGGGGCCGGCUCUGCUGCUGCGGUCAAUCCACAGGUUGUUCCGGACAACGUGCGGACACAGCUAGAGCUGUGGGAGAAGGAUCGCCAGCGUUUGCAGCUGACGAACGUGACGCUAGUCCGUUGGACUUCCGAGGGCUGCCGCAACCGCAGGAGCAAAGAGAUCUACGAGGACCUCAAAAUGCAGGUCACGCCCGACGAACUGAAGGCGGUCGGUCAGUGGGAGCGGUACAACCAAAACUCUGCGACUGGGUUGCAACAGAAUCAUCCGUUCCUCAUCGUUGAGCAUGACGCAUACCAGCGAGCAAGAACCAACAUCAACAAGCGUCGAAGACUUGCAGAAGGCAAAGUUCCGUAAAUCCGAAAUAUGUUGUACUCGGAACGAACCGACUGGUGGCCUGGCUUCAAAAUGUACACGAAAAAUAAACGACAAAAGAUUCGCUCGUACUUACUCCGAAGUACGCUAAAUAUACCCG